This is a messenger RNA of Diospyros lotus (date-plum), 3248 nucleotides long. RefSeq names its product chaperone protein ClpB3, chloroplastic. The transcript is spliced from 10 exons. Gene Ontology annotation, biological process: cellular response to heat; protein refolding. Gene Ontology annotation, molecular function: ATP hydrolysis activity; ATP binding. Gene Ontology annotation, cellular component: cytoplasm. The record is from RefSeq and is a predicted model, not a curated record. NCBI's taxonomy places the organism in Eukaryota, Viridiplantae, Streptophyta, Magnoliopsida, Ericales, Ebenaceae. The coding region runs from base 182 to 3124 and encodes 980 amino acids.
GUGGACCGUUCUUGAACUUACGGGAGAGUACUGAACUCAACUCCACUUUUCUAGAUUCACACGCAAAGCACCCCAUCUUGUUCCCAUAAUUCCCUAUAAACCCCCCACAACUUUGCCGGAAAAAUCCCUGCAAUCACCGUCCAUCGUCGCCGGAAGUUUACGCACUCGCUGGACUACGAUAAUGGCUAGUACGACGUCGGUUUCUGGCGUCCGACUUCGCGUCCCGCCGUCCAGUUCUGGUAAUAGAGCCGCGUUGUUCUGUCAUCCGUCUCUGUCUCUCAGCUUCUCCCCCGAACCUAUAGCUCUCAGAACCCUAAAUUCGUUGAGAUUGAAGAAGAAAAAGAGCGAUGUCUUUCUCGUGAGGAGAGCCGAGAGAUUCGAGAGGAGUUCGAGGUCGUUUGUUGUUCGAUGCGACGUUUCCAGUGGGAGUGGAAGGAUCACCCAACAAGAUUUCACUGAAAUGGCUUGGCAAGGUAUUGUUUCCUCCCCUGAAGUGGCAAAAGAGAACAAACAUCAGAUUGUGGAGACAGAGCAUUUAAUGAAGGCCUUGCUGGAGCAGAAGAAUGGCCUUGCUCGGCGAAUAUUCUCCAAGACUGGAGUUGACAAUACCCGUCUUCUAGAAGCUACUGAUAAGUUUAUCCAACGUCAACCAAAGGUUCUUGGUGAGUCAGCCGGUUCAAUGUUAGGACGGGAUUUGGAAGGGCUGAUACAACGAGCCAAGAACUACAAGAAAGAGUAUGGUGAUUCAUUUGUGUCAGUUGAGCACUUGGUGCUUGCUUUCGCACAAGACAAUCGAUUUGGGAAGCAAUUGUUUAAGGAUUUCCAAAUUCAGCUGAACACUUUGAGGAAUGCAAUAAAUGUCAUAAGGGGAAGCCAGAAAGUCAUUGACCAAGAUCCUGAAGGGAAGUAUGAAGCACUGGAGAAAUAUGGAAAAGAUUUAACUGCCAUGGCAAGAGCGGGAAAGCUUGAUCCUGUUAUAGGAAGAGAUGAUGAAAUACGUAGAUGUAUCCAGAUUCUCUCCAGGAGAACAAAGAACAAUCCUGUGCUAAUUGGUGAGCCAGGCGUUGGGAAAACUGCUAUUUCAGAAGGGCUUGCCCAGAGAAUAGUGCAAGGGGAUGUGCCUCAGGCUUUAAUGAACCGUAGAUUGAUAUCUUUGGACAUGGGUGCACUCAUAGCUGGGGCAAAAUAUCGUGGAGAGUUUGAGGAUCGACUGAAGGCUGUGCUGAAGGAAGUAACAGAAUCAGAUGGACAAACUAUUCUUUUUAUUGAUGAGAUUCACACCGUUGUUGGAGCAGGAGCCACUAAUGGUGCAAUGGAUGCUGGUAAUCUCUUGAAGCCCAUGCUUGGUCGUGGAGAAUUGAGAUGUAUUGGUGCCACAACAUUGGAUGAGUACCGUAAAUAUAUUGAGAAGGAUCCAGCCCUGGAACGCCGCUUCCAACAGGUUUAUGUAGAUCAACCUACAGUGGAGGAUACAAUAUCUAUACUUCGUGGACUGCGUGAAAGAUAUGAACUGCAUCAUGGAGUCCGCAUCUCUGACAGUGCACUUGUCGAAGCAGCAAUUCUAUCAGAUCGUUAUAUCAGCGGACGAUUUUUACCCGACAAAGCUAUUGACCUGGUUGAUGAAGCAGCAGCUAAACUUAAAAUGGAAAUUACUUCAAAGCCUACUGCGCUUGAUGAGAUAAACCGUUCAGUGUUGAAGCUGGAGAUGGAGAGGCUAUCCCUUAUGAAUGAUAAUGACAAAGCUUCAAAGGAUAGGUUGAAUCGUCUUGAGGCAGAACUGUCCCUCUUAAAAGAGAAGCAAGCCCAGUUGAAUGAGCAGUGGGAACAUGAAAAAAGUGUGAUGACCCGUAUACAGUCCAUUAAAGAAGAGAUUGACAGGGUAAAUCUUGAGAUUCAACAAGCAGAGCGGGAGUAUGAUCUUAAUCGUGCUGCUGAACUCAAGUAUGGGAGUUUGAACUCUUUGCAACGCCAACUUGAAGCUGCAGAAAAGGAAUUGGAUGAGUAUAUGCGUUCUGGGAAGUCAAUGCUCAGAGAAGAAGUAACUGGGAAUGACAUUGCUGAAAUUGUCAGCAAAUGGACAGGCAUUCCUGUUUCCAAGCUACAACAAUCAGAGAGGGAGAAGCUGUUGCAUUUGGAGGAAGAGCUGCAUAAACGUGUUGUGGGUCAGGAUCCUGCAGUGAGGGCAGUUGCUGAGGCUAUCCAGCGAUCUCGGGCAGGCCUCUCAGACCCUCACCGUCCUAUAGCUAGUUUUAUGUUCAUGGGUCCUACUGGUGUUGGGAAAACAGAGCUGGCAAAGGCAUUGGCUUCCUACUUGUUCAACACUGAAGAAGCCCUUGUACGAAUUGAUAUGAGUGAAUAUAUGGAAAAGCAUGCAGUUUCCAGACUUAUAGGUGCCCCACCAGGUUAUGUAGGAUAUGAAGAAGGUGGACAGUUGACAGAGACAGUUCGCAGGAGGCCUUAUGCUGUUAUCUUGUUUGAUGAGAUAGAAAAGGCCCAUUCUGAUGUUUUCAAUGUGUUCCUUCAAAUUCUGGAUGAUGGAAGGGUAACUGACUCACAAGGUCGCACUGUUAGUUUUACUAAUACUGUUAUCAUUAUGACAUCCAAUGUGGGAUCGCAAUAUAUUCUAAACACAGAUGAUGAAACCUUGCCAAAGGAGAUGGCUUAUGAGACUAUCAAGCAGAGGGUAAUGGAUGCAGCAAGGUCAAUUUUCCGUCCUGAGUUCAUGAAUCGUGUUGAUGAGUAUAUAGUGUUCCAGCCUCUGGACCGCGAGCAAAUAAGCAGUAUUGUCAGGUUACAGUUGGAGCGGGUGCAGAAGAGGAUAGCAGAUCGCAAGAUGAAAAUCCAAGUAACAGAUGCUGCUGUUCUACUGCUUGGAAGCCUUGGGUACGACCCCAACUAUGGUGCUAGACCGGUGAAGCGGGUGAUCCAGCAGAACGUUGAGAAUGAACUUGCAAAGGGCAUCUUGAGAGGAGAGUUGAAGGAUGAGGACAUCGUGGUGAUAGACACAGAAGUAACUGCAUUUUCCAAUGGCCAGCUCCCUCAGCAAAAGCUGGUCUUCAGGAGGUUGGAACCUGGUUCAGAUACUCCCACAGAGAAUCCACAAGAGUUCUCUCAGACCCUUUGAGAGGACCGUUGUAUGAUAGCUUUUGCCACUCAGUAAGAUCUUAUACAGCCAUGAGUCAAGGCAGCUUAUUUUGUAUGGAAUUUUGUUAAAUCUUAUAUAUAACAUAUCUCAUAGCAGUUUGAUA